UCAACCGCGUUUCAACACCGGUGUCUUCAGGAGAGCGUUCCAGCACUAUAUUGAUUCCCGGACCACUUCCCGGACGAGUGGCGGGAUCGGGAGCUGCAACAAACGGACAGUAGUUAAGAACGUGUGGCAGUAUUUGGCUAAAUUUGCGAAAGUGAACGGUAUGUGCGCUCUUACCCGAUGCCCAAAUCCUUGUUUCGUACAUCGUCAAACGACGGCUAGAUGUUCCGUUCCUGUGCGUUCCUGCGACGGAGCAAAAAAAAAAAAACAUCACCCGGAAUGCGAAACUACUCACCCAACGUAUGCACUGGACGUACCGCGCAUUCAGCAUCCAGAAGUAUCGUCUGGCAGAAGAGCGUGUGAAACAACAAGUACAGCACACUGCCUCCCCGCCAGACCGGCAGACAUCCACGCGCACGAAACACUCUCCACACUCUCGCGAUGGCCACUUGCACGCAUCUCAGGCAGUCCUGGAUGCUGGAGAGACUCAGCACACGCGCGUUGGUAAGCCUGGCAGGAUGUGCACAGCAAACACAAAUCACUCGCGCGAGCUUUCUUUCGUGUAUUCGGUAACUGGAUCGAGCGGAGGUAACAGGAUGCCCCCGAAUUCUGUCCGGGGGGCAGGCCGCCCGCCUGUGGUGUUUUCAACGCCGAAAGCGUCGAAUUAACGUCGAGCAUACACUUUCAAACACUGUGUGUAACGGGCGAAUGCGAGGCCGGCACACGGAACACGAAACACUAAAUUGAACAUGAGAAACACGGCAAAUCUCUGUUUGCCUACUAGACGACAUUAGAUAAUGACAGUGUGAAUUGAAAACACAUCUCAGCACACAUUGGAAACCAUCCAUAGGAAUAAUUAAUAAGUUAAAGUCAGGCAUGCGUUGAAAACAUUAUUUAGCAAGCUGAAGUGUGCAACAGACGCUUUUUCCACUGUGUCUCAUCUCAGCACCAUAUUUCAUCGAAAAUGGCCAGCCGUAAGAUCGGAAACCGUCGUAAUGAUACGUCGUUGCACCUGGAGCAACUGACGUUUGGACUGAAGAAUAAACUGAACGAACUGCCGCGAGUGAGCAACGUGACAUCAGAUGACAACGGACCGUGCACAGUGGCAGAUUUAAGGGCUUGGGAAUACAAGAACUUCGUUUUUAUGCCGGACGAUAUGAAGCGUUUUUACAUGUCGACCGAUGGGAUGCACACGAGCUGGACUUACAAUUAUUCGAAGCGCGCAAAAUUACGUGUAGGCCACCUCUACAUACCUAAAUUGACACACAUCCAGAACCUCGAACUGAAAGGACCGGGAACUGUGUUCGAGCUCGACCGCAUAGGUGACAGGGGUUUCGUUUUACUCGUGUACAAGACAAACGUUACAACCCGUCCGGAAAUUUAUUUGUUGGAAGUGGGAUCGUGGAAGUGGACACUGUUGGCGGACUCCUUUACGACCUACUUACGUAUGACCAUCGAGCAUCUCGGGCUACCAUGUUGGCAGUUAGCCUUUGCCAGCUGUCGCCUGCCAGGGUGGGCUGAACAGCUGUUUCUGGUGCUGGCUCCACAUUUGCUGUUGGACAAUGACUAAAUGCUAGGAGCGAAGAGCGCGAAGGUAAACCAACGAGCGCAGCACCCGCUCAAUGUGCUAGAUCCGGCUAGAUUUUGGACCACGGUACGACGCAUGCGCUCGGCACAUAAAUAGCCAACGACCAACGAGAACGAGAACGAGGUGGCCAUUACGGAGGAUUACUUUACCAUUACGAUAGACCAUUACGCAUUUAAAAUAAACAAUAAAUAGCCACUGCACGGCCACUGUUUCAAUUACAUAGAAA
Messenger RNA from Anopheles stephensi (Asian malaria mosquito), 1811 nucleotides. RefSeq names its product tubulin polyglutamylase complex subunit 2-like. The record is from RefSeq and is a predicted model, not a curated record. The transcript has 2 exons. Bases 962 to 1567 code for a protein of 201 amino acids. Lineage: Eukaryota; Metazoa; Arthropoda; Insecta; Diptera; Culicidae. Gene Ontology annotation, biological process: protein polyglutamylation.